Solanum dulcamara is the source of this 566-nucleotide messenger RNA. Its product is annotated as transcription factor ILI5-like. NCBI's taxonomy places the organism in Eukaryota, Viridiplantae, Streptophyta, Magnoliopsida, Solanales, Solanaceae. Bases 87 to 365 code for a protein of 92 amino acids. The record is from RefSeq and is a predicted model, not a curated record. Gene Ontology annotation, molecular function: protein dimerization activity. The transcript has 2 exons.
UAUUCUUAUCAUUGUAGAAAGAAGGAAGACAAGUGGAGAGAUCUAGAGUUAAUAUAUAGAAAAAUAAUAAGAACAAUUAAGUAGUCAUGUCUAGCAGAAGAAGAUCAAAUAAUAAUUCAAGAUUCACUCAAGAUGAAAUUAAUGAUCUUGUCUUGAAAUUACAAUCUCUCUUGCCAAAUUCCUCUGCAAGGUGCACCUCCACGGAAGCAUCAUCAUCAAAGAUACUGGAAGAGAUAUGUAAUUACAUCAAAAUGCUGCACAGUGAGGUGGAUGAUCUAAGUGAGAAGCUAUCCCAAGUACUGCCUUCUGUGGAUACUAAUACUGCUGAUCUUAUACACACUUUAUUAAGUCUUCUUCAACAGUAAAUAAAAAAACAAACAAACAAGGAUCUAGGCAUCUCUGAGUGUUUGUUGAAGUGUUUUUAUAAGUAUAUAUAUAUAUAUGUGUAUAAUGUCUACCUAGAGUUUUAUAUAAUGUAUCAAUUACUAUGUAUAUCUUAAUUAUUUGUUGUAAUAUUUAUUAUAUAUAGAUGAGUAAUAUAUACAGUAUAAAAUUAUGAUGUUUAA